UAUCUCUGAGUUCUAUGUUUCAACACACCUGUGUGUCCUUUAACCUCUAAUACAAAGGUCACCAUCCAUAAAAACAAUUACACCAAUCAGCGGGUAUAAAAAUUAACAAGGUGCACAAAACUAGAUCCAUGUUUUGACAAGCAACUCACUCUGUGAAGAGCUCCACCAAUAUGAAGACUAACAAGUUUCUUGUGAACGCUCUAAUAUUGCCUGCCUUGAUUUAUGUGUCCUCAUGUGCUUACGACCCAGAAGAGGAAGAUCCCUUGUUCUGGAAAGUAUCAGCUCAACAAUCGUUGAUACGCUCUUUUGAACUCCGACCCCUUGUCCAGAGAGCCAAAAACGUCAUCUUGUUCCUGGGAGAUGGAAUGGGAAUUCCCACUGUGACUGCAGCACGAAUCCUGAAAGGACAAUUACAAAAUAGGACCGGGGAGGAAACUGUUCUUGCGAUGGAGUCUUUCCCACAUCUUGGUCUGUCCAAGACGUACAAUGUUGACUUCCAAAUUCCUGACAGCGCGGGCACAGCCACUGCGUACCUGUGUGGAGUGAAAGCAAACUCCGGAACCGUGGGACUGAGUGCAGCCGCCCGGCGAAAAGUGUGCAACACCACUUUUGGCAAUGAAGUUGAAUCAGUCCUGAAGCGAUCUAAAGCUGCCGGGAAGUCUGUGGGCAUUGUGACAAGCACUCGUGUGCAGCACGCCUCACCCUCUGCCAAUUACGCCCAUUCCGUGGAGAGGAACUGGUACAGUGACGCCGAUAUGCCAGCAGAGGCAAUCGAAGCGGGAUGCAAAGACAUUGCCCUUCAGCUCAUACAUAAUGUAGACAUUGAUGUAAUAAUGGGAGGAGGAAGAAUAUACAUGACUCCGGCAGGAACCGCAGACCCUGAAUAUCCAAAAGAUCCCACCCAAAAUGGCAUUCGAAAAGACAAACAAAACCUGAUCGACAUCUGGCUUAAAAACAAAGAAGAUUCAGUUUACGUUUGGAAUAAAUCUCAGCUCGAUGGUGUAAACGUGAGGACCACCAAGUACUUGAUGGGAUUGUUUGAACCCAAGGAUAUGAAAUAUGACUUGAACCGAAAUUCAUUGAUGGAUCCAUCCAUUGCUGAAAUGACUGAGAAAGCCAUUCGAAUACUUAGCAAGAAUCCCAAAGGAUUUUUUCUGUUCGUGGAAGGUGGGAGAAUUGAUCACGGACACCAUGAUGGAAAAGCACACCACGCUUUGACAGAGGCUGUGAGGUUUGAUGAAGCUAUUGAAAGAGCCAGUCACUUCACAAGUGACUUCGACACCCUGUCUAUUGUCACAGCGGAUCAUUCCCACGUGUUUGCUUUUGGCGGAUACACUUUCCGUGGCAAUUCAAUAUUUGGUCUGGCACCAUUGAGAGCCGCUGACAAUAUGCCAUACACAGGUAUUGUGUAUGGUAAUGGACCUGGUUACGCAAUUAAGAAUGGAAGUCGACCCAACAUAAGCAAACCUAUAAUUGAGGACAAGGAAUAUAAACAGCAGGCUGCUGUUCCGCUGGAUUCAGAAACCCACGGUGGGGAAGACGUGCCAAUUUACGCCAAAGGUCCCAUGUCUCAUCUGUUCCACAACACACACGAGGAACAUUACAUCGCACAUGUGAUGGCCUAUGCAUCUUGCAUUGAGCCAUACCCCCAGUGUUCGAUGAACGUUUGGGCUGGAAGUGGAGCCCUUUCUCUCUCUACUGCUCUUUUCAGUCUUUCACUAGCAGCACUUUAUUUACUGAAAUAUUAAAACUCUUUAACUGAAAGGCUGAGAUGUGGAAUUAAAGAAAAGGAAGCUUUGUUGAACGUUUGAAAGUGUGCAUCAACCCUUAAUUUUUUACUUGACUCAAACUGUGCUUUUCCAUUUUUCUUCCGACUCAGCUAAAACAAGAAAUACUUUCUCUUUUUAGAAGAUUUUUUUAUGCACUGCCCCAGGUAGCAGUCGAUGAGAAAUUGACUGAGGAGCUUAAGAGAUGGACAGAUUUGCCAAACGGAAAUAGUAAUAAUGCUUACAUUUGUGUUACAGUGGUCUUCAUGUCAGGAGGAUGUCCCAAAGUGCUUCACAGUAUAUAUUGAAAAGUGGAGUGACUGUGUUUUGUGGAUGAACGGUGGUUUAAAUAUGAUAAUAGUUCCCUGACAUAAAGACAGGGAAGUGGAUUGGCGAAGUAGUGGGUCCACAGUACUGUGGAAUGUUCUGUGAUGAAGCAGGUUGAAUAGAUCAAAAUGUCCCUCUGUUCCUAAAUUCUUUUAUGUCACCCCUGAAACAUAAAUCUGUAUUUCUCUAACAGAUUCUGAUUGAGUUAAUCUGAAAUUCCAGCAUUUCUUUCCCAUUAUAUUUAAUUCCAUUUUCGUGUACCAUAUCCUAAUUCUUUUAAUUGUUGUGUUUUUUAAUAACUGCAAAUAAAAUAAUAAAACCAUAUUAACUGAAUAAGCAGUGAUGACAUAGGGCCACUAACCCAAUUUAUUGCUGUGUGGGAAUUGUGAUUGUUGUCAUAAAUGGUUUUAUUGUUACUGGAAUCAUCACAUAAGAUUUUUCCAUCUGUUGAUUUCUGAUUCUUUUACAAAUUAGCUGGUUAGUUCUUUUUGCCUGAUAAAGGCAGAUGAUUCACUCCUAAUUACAUAAGCAUAAUAAAACUUGAAGUGUAAGUCAAAAUUAA
Messenger RNA from Callorhinchus milii (elephant shark), 2655 nucleotides. RefSeq names its product intestinal-type alkaline phosphatase 1. The record is from RefSeq and is a predicted model, not a curated record. Gene Ontology annotation, cellular component: plasma membrane. Gene Ontology annotation, biological process: dephosphorylation. Gene Ontology annotation, molecular function: alkaline phosphatase activity. Lineage: Eukaryota; Metazoa; Chordata; Chondrichthyes; Chimaeriformes; Callorhinchidae. The transcript is spliced from 11 exons. The coding region runs from base 171 to 1748 and encodes 525 amino acids.